This is a messenger RNA of Amphimedon queenslandica, 1304 nucleotides long. Its product is annotated as ATP-dependent DNA helicase Q-like SIM. The record is from RefSeq and is a predicted model, not a curated record. Bases 36 to 1298 code for a protein of 420 amino acids. Gene Ontology annotation, cellular component: cytoplasm; nucleus; chromosome. Gene Ontology annotation, molecular function: 3'-5' DNA helicase activity; nucleic acid binding; ATP binding. Gene Ontology annotation, biological process: double-strand break repair via homologous recombination. The transcript has 3 exons. Lineage: Eukaryota; Metazoa; Porifera; Demospongiae; Haplosclerida; Niphatidae.
AAAUUUAUAGGCGUGGUAUAAGGCGUGGCAAUAAGAUGGCCGAUAAUCUGCAACAGCUUAUGGACAAUGUUCAAGAACAUUUUGGAGUGAUUCUAAAAGAUAAGCAGCGUGAAGCUAUGGUUACUUUUAUGAGUGGUUAUGAUGUGUUUGUUGUUCUGCCGACUGGAUACGGGAAGUCUAUAAUAUAUGGGUUUUUACCUUAUGCUUUUGAUCUUUAUAAAGGACAAGAAGGUAGCAUAGUGAUAUGUGUUAGUCCUCUUGUUUCAUUAAUGAUGGACCAGAAGGCUAGAUUUACUCCAAAGGGUGUUGUUGCAGAGUUUGUGGGAGAAGAGCAGACUGAUCAGAACUGUAUAAGAUCUGUCAUCUCUGGUUCUGCUCAGUUAGUGUAUAUAAGUCCGGAGAGUCUCAUUUGCAAUCAGAUUUAUCGAAACAUGAUAUUGUCACCCAUUUAUAAGGAAAAACUAGUGGCAUUUGUUAUUGACGAAGCACAUUGUGUGAAGUCAUGGGGAGAUAAAUUUCGUUUGGCAUACUCACAGCUGGGAGACAUUCGAAGUUUGCUACCUACAAAUACAAAUGUGAUGGCUCUAACUGCCACUGCUACACACGAAACUUAUAAGGUUGUAUGCCAAAGACUAUCAUUGUUGAACCAGAAAUUAAUAGGAUGUCAACCAAACCGUUCCAACAUUAAAUACGAAGUUAGACCUUUGGAGGAUGUUGAGACUUUUUGUGGUAACAUUGCUGGUGAGCUUAAGAUUCAGGGUUUGGAAUAUCCUCGGACAGUGAUUUUUGUUCAACGCUACUCCGACUGCUCCUUAUUAUUUCAUACACUUAGAAGGAAGUUAGGAUCUAAUCUCACUUUUCCACCAGACUACCCUAUGCUUCCACAAUUCACAGUUAUUGACAUGUAUACACGGGCAUCAACGAUAAGCAAGAAAGAACAGGUGUUAUCAGCAUUUUGUACUCCUAAUGGCGUUCUUCGUGUCGUUAUUGCCACAACAGCGUUUGGAAUGGGGGUAGAUUGUUCCGACAUACAUCACAUUAUUCACUGGGGUUCAACAUCUACUAUAGAACAAUACGUUCAAGAAACGGGGAGAGCUGGACGUGAUGGUCACCUGUCAAGGGCCAUUUUGUAUUAUGGAAAGCCUGGGAGAUUUGUGCAUCAAGAAAUGAAGGAUUAUGGUAACAAUCACAAAGAAUGUCGCAGAAGAAUGUUAAUUCAGAACUUUAUGUUUUGUGAUUCAAGUAUGUUUGUUGAGGACAAAGAUCAUUGUUGUGAUAUUUGUAGUUUGAAUUUGUAAUAAUAU